AUGGGAGCCGCACCCUCGCCACCUGUUCAGGCCCCGGCCAUUCCCCCAUCUGAGGGGGAAGCCCCUUCUCAGCGUCGAUACCCCACCAGGAGGCCACCCACGGACCCUGUGCCACCCGCCGACCGAGCUCAGAGACCUGCUCCUCGACCCCCUGCCAAGAGAACCAAGUUCUCGGGUCCUGGAGAGUCAUCCCAUGCGCCUCAGGCAGAGCCGCCUACAGAGGAGCCUCGGAUUCCUGUAGAGAUUACCCCCGAGACCAUUAUCAGGCGUCCCAUGAUAGCUGGACCACCGAUUGAGGCACACACCUCUGUGCAUAUGCCUGAGGCUAUACAUCCUUCUUCUCCUCUCACUCAGGCUGCUCCACCAGUCGUACCAGCUACCCCAGCACCUCCUCCUUCAUCUGAGCCUACUGUCACCGUUUCUCUUGCGGAAUUUAGAGGCUUAAUUCAGCAGCAUCUGAGUAUGCAGACUCCUCUUGAGCAUGAUAGAUCUGCACCAUCUGAGCCUUUAGUGCCAGAUGAGGAGAGCUUGCCAGCUGAGCAGCCCAUACCAGAGGAGGAGAUCAGAGCAGAGCCAUCACAUGACCUCACUCAUAUCUGA
Molecule: messenger RNA, 600 nt
Organism: Vitis vinifera (wine grape)
Lineage: Eukaryota; Viridiplantae; Streptophyta; Magnoliopsida; Vitales; Vitaceae
Product: extensin
Exons: 3
Coding region: 1-600 (199 amino acids)
Source: RefSeq, a predicted model, not a curated record